Messenger RNA from Lagenorhynchus albirostris (white-beaked dolphin), 3411 nucleotides. RefSeq names its product guanylate cyclase activator 1B (gene GUCA1B). Gene Ontology annotation, biological process: visual perception. Bases 79 to 684 code for a protein of 201 amino acids. Gene Ontology annotation, molecular function: calcium sensitive guanylate cyclase activator activity; calcium ion binding. Gene Ontology annotation, cellular component: photoreceptor inner segment; cone photoreceptor outer segment. The record is from RefSeq and is a predicted model, not a curated record. NCBI's taxonomy places the organism in Eukaryota, Metazoa, Chordata, Mammalia, Artiodactyla, Delphinidae. The transcript is spliced from 4 exons.
CCCUCGCCUAAGGAAUCCAUUGGCAGAAGCCCGGGAGGAAGCAUAGACUCUUGCUCCCUGACGUCCCCGGGAGCCAGGAUGGGGCAGCAGUUCAGCGGGGAGGAGGCAGAGAAGAACGGUGUGCUGGACGUGGCAGAGCUGCAGGAGUGGUACAGGAAGUUCCUGGAGGAGUGCCCCAGCGGCACGCUCUUCCUGCACGAGUUUAAGCGCUUCUUCAAGGUCGCGGGCAACGAGGAGGCCUCCCAGUAUGUAGAGGGCAUGUUCCGAGCUUUCGACAAGAACGGGGACGACACCAUCGACUUCCUGGAGUAUGUGGCAGCCCUGAACCUUGUGCUGAGGGGCACCCUGGAGCACAAGCUGAAGUGGACCUUCAAGAUCUAUGACAAGGACCGCAAUGGCUUCCUUGACCGCCUGGAGCUGCUGGACAUCGUGGAGUCCAUCUACAAGCUGAAGAAAGCCUGCAGGGUGGAGAUGGAGGCUGAGUGGCAAGGCAAGCUGCUCACACCUGAGGAGGUCGUGGACAGGAUCUUCCUUCUGGUGGAUGAGAACGGAGAUGGCCAGCUGUCCCUGAAUGAGUUCAUUGAAGGUGCCCGUCGUGACAAGUGGGUGAUGAAGAUGCUGCAGAUGGACGUGAAUCCCGGUAGCUGGAUCUCUCAGCAGAGGCGGAAAAGUGCCGUGUUCUGAGGGCUCCGGCGUCCUGGGAGCCCCUCCAAGACUCCAGGCUCACCAGGUUUCCAGAGCAGUGGGAGGGUCCCUGGCUCAGCCUGCUUAUGCCCACUCUCAUCCUGGCUUGGACUUCCCGGCAUCCCCUGUGCAGGGGGUGGGGCGGAGUGGGGAGGGGAGGGGCCGUUGGUCUCAAGUGGCCAACAGGACCCGGUCCAUUGGGAGGAUUCACAGGGUGGUGAAGGGAACAGGCUUCCUCUCCCCCUUCAGCUGCUCCUGGGAAAGCUAGGCCUUGGCUAGGUGGUUGUGGGGUUUCCACAAACUCCUACGUGGUUCAUAGCUGGAAGCAGGAAAAACUGAGGGGUAGGGGUUCCAUAGAUGAAAUUAGCAAUGAGAAUGCCUACAGUGUGAAACUGACUAGCAGAAGGGUGGGGCUGGCAGGUGUUGUUGACUCUGAAGAAAAGGUAGGAAUCGGGGAGAAGGGAUGGAUAAUAAUUACAUCACCCCAGGAUCCUGAGGAAUGUUCAUGGGAGGACUCUUGCCUCUUCCUCUCCAAGUUGUCCUUGCCAAGGGUGUCAGGAGGGAAACUUGCAACAAGUAAGGCCGUGGUCUUCCUGCCCUUGGAGGGGGUCAGCUGUGCUUAAAGGGGCUGUUUCAGCACUGCCCUGGUGCUGCUCCCCCAGCCCCUGCUGCCAACCCCUCCCAACCCUCCUCUCCCCCUCCCUACCCCUCAUCCCUCACACUCACCUCUCCAACCCCUGCCCCCAGAAUGGACCCUCCACAAUUCCCCAUCACAGGCCCACAAGCCAAAUGUGUCUCCUUAAAGGAUGGAGAAAACUUUACUCUGUCUCUGGAGAGAACUGGGGCCUGCCAACCUGGGUUCUAGGCCAGGCUUUGCCUCCAACUGCUGUGUGACCCAAGACGGCCAUUUCUUUUCCCUAACCUUGGUGUCUCAUCUGCACGGUGAGCAGGUUGGGCUAGACAAGCAGUUUUCAGAUUAUUAUUUUUUUAGAUGUGGAAUUCUUUUGGCCGCACUGCACAGCUUGUAGGAUCUUAGUUCCCUGACCGGGGAUUGAACCCAGGCCCUCGGCACUGAGAGCGUGGAGUCCUAACAACUGGACCGUGAGGGAAUUCUCUAGAUGUGGAAUUACUUUUGUUAUACAAACUCUAUGUGCAACCCCAGUACAUAAACUAGAUUAAAAGGCAGUCACUCUGGGGCUUCCCUGGUGGCGCAGUGGUUAAGAAUCCGCCUGCCAAUGAGGGGGACACGGGUUCGAGCCCUGGUCCGGGAAGAUCCCACAUGCCGUGGAGCAACUAAACCCGUGCACCACAACUACUGAGCCUGCGCUCUAGAGCUCACGAGCCACAACUACUGAGCCCACACGCCACAACUACUGAAGCCCACACGCCUAGAGCCUGUGCUCUGCAACAAGAGAAGCCACCGCAAUGAGAAGCCAGCACACUGCGACGAAGAGUAGUCCCCGCGACGAAGAGUAGUCCCCGCUUGCCGUAACGAGAGAAAGCCUGCGCGCAGCAACGAGAGAAAACCCGCACGCAGCAACGAAGAUCCAACGCAGCCGUAAAUAAAUAAAUAAAUUUAUUUAUUUAAAAAAGAAUCCGCCUGCCAAUGCAGGGGAUAUGGGUUCAAGCCUUGGUCCGGCGAGAUCCCACAUGCCGCGGGGCAACUAAGCCCGUGCGCCACAACUACUGAGCAGCGAAGAGUAGCCUCCUCUCGCUACAACUAGAGAAAGCCUGCACGCAGCAACGAAGACCCAACGCAGCCAAAAAUAAAUAAAUAAAAGGCAGUCACUCUGGUUGCAUGGGGUGCCGAGGAACUCAGAAAAGGAACUCAUGUGACUAGAUAUGUUUCUGUGUUGUAUGAAGAAUAAAACUAACUUGUAGAGCCUGUGAUUUCAUGGGCAUUAUAUUCACAUAAAGUUUCCUUUAGAAACAAAUGUAAGGUUAAAAAAAAAUAGUUGAUUAAAAAAUAAUAGUAAUCCAGCUGGGACACAGAUAUGCCCCAAAUCAUGAAGAUGGUAUGUGAAUGAGGUUGGGGAUAUGUCCCAGUUCUAUCCAAAUACCCCCCCAGCUUUGACCUCCAGGAUUUCCCAAGAGGCAGCCACCAAGAGAAGCAGCAAUGUCAACUCCCUUUUUUUCCAGGUUGCCCCAGGCAUUGAGCUCCACCUUCCCUCCAUGUCUGUGCUCAGGCUGGCGGCCCCUGGCUGACUUCCCAGUCUGAAGUGGUUCACGUGAUGGACAGGACGGUGUGAGCGAAACACAUCCUCUCCUCCCCGCCCAGGGGGCUCUCUGCAAGCUGGGGAUUUACCCCCGUUUCCGCUUGUUUGCUCUUUCCCACCCCUGGAUUUUUUUUUACUCCCUGAACUUCGCCCACACCCCACUGAAGCGAAGACUCAAAGUUCAGAAGGAAAGAGCAUCUUUGAAAAAAUGGUCAUAACUGCUCCAGCCUAUGUCUCUCCCCAGGUUCUUGGACAAGUGUUCCUAAAGUUGGGGUGUGCAAAGAAUGGGGAUAGAGCCCACCUAUAACAGACUGUUCCACUUUCCAACUGGCUGUCAGGUGUCACUGCAGCAAGAGGGAUUUAGGCUAGAUCAGGGAUGGUCAGGACACUUGCCAUAAACAAUUGAGUCAUAAUCCUGUGGGGAACCAUGUGGCCCCAUGUGCCACCGAGGGGCCAGCAGGGGAAGAACGAGGGUGUUGUGCAGUCACUUCUGAAUAAAUAUGGAUUUCCU